Molecule: messenger RNA, 1287 nt
Organism: Ostreobium quekettii
Lineage: Eukaryota; Viridiplantae; Chlorophyta; Ulvophyceae; Bryopsidales; Ostreobiaceae
Source: the annotation of a GenBank genome assembly
AUGUCCUCCAAGAGUUGGGUAGACCAGAAGACAUCAUUCCUCAAACAAUUCGGCCAAAAAGUAGCCAACGACAAGAAAAAACGAGAGGAGCUCAAAGCAAAGCGCCUAGCGCGUGCAAGGGAAAUGCAGCCUGCGACAGAGCAUACCCCCGACGUUCCGAUGGGAGAGGCGAGUAACUGUGGUGAUGAUGAAUGCCUUGACCAGAACAUCGAGCCUGAGGUGUUCGCGCCCAUCCCCCAGCCGGCAGCCUCUGGCCCAACACCUGUGGGACCUUUGGGAAGGGAGUUUGUGGACGAGGUGCUGGGUGGGGACCUUGAUGAGGACAUGGGGCCAAGCUGCUCCGAUCACGUCGGAAGGGAACUGCUUGUGUCAGGCAGACUGAAGCUGCAUUACGAGAUCACAGAGCAGGUGCCUCCCCAGGGGGUAAUGUCAUGGCUGUUUGAUGUGGUCGUGCACUCGACUGUGGAUGUGGACAUCUGUGCUGCAUACUUCAUGCUGAAGGAGACGUGGAUGCCAGGCUGUUGGGCCCCCAGCCUUGGUUUGUUGCUGCAGUCCCUUAAGUACCUGGGGCCCAAGGGCUUGCGAAAUGCGCGCUUGGUGCUGGAGCUCAUAGGCAUCUUCUACAGGGUGCCUCACAGUGACUGCAGCGAUUGGGAUGUGGUGACAACUGCAGAAUUGCUGACAGCGAUUUUCAGGCUGCUUCUUCACCCUGUGGCUGGGAGCUUGGAAAAGGAGAUAUGCGUUGCAGCAGGUGCCCUGGUUGGGAACAGAGGCAAGUCACCAGAUGCUGCGUCGCAAGCCAGUUUGGGCUCCAAGGUGGUGGCAAGUCUGCUGCCGCUGGGGACCCACAGGUCGCAGCUGAAGCUUCUGGAGUUUGUGGACAGGGAGGGGCUGGGGCUGGGGCCGCCUCUGUUACUGAGGUGUCAGUACUCCACCCUGCUCCUUUUCAAGCUCAUGAAGGAAGGAGGCAAGGAGGAUAACAAUGAUCCAGCACACAUUGAAACGGGGCUGGUGGAAUCUGUAUCACCUCUGUUUUCAGCAGAGGCCAUCAUUGCAGCAUGCCGGGGCCAAGACCACCAAAUGAACUGGUGGAAGAUGGAUACCAUUGUCCGCUCCAUGGAGUUGCUACUGCAUGAGGAUGUGGAGGGCAUCCAGGAGCUGGCCAAGACAUUUCAGUCUGAAGUGGUCAGCAAAUUGAUCGUCUUCGUUUUGAGACAGCCUCGGCGCUGCGACAAUGUAGGACUAGCACAAGUGAGCCUGCGGGUGCAGGGGAUGGAUGGAAUGUGA